Molecule: messenger RNA, 1353 nt
Organism: Panicum hallii
Lineage: Eukaryota; Viridiplantae; Streptophyta; Magnoliopsida; Poales; Poaceae
Product: coiled-coil domain-containing protein 130
Exons: 7
Coding region: 199-1131 (310 amino acids)
Biological process (GO): mRNA splicing, via spliceosome
Cellular component (GO): U2-type spliceosomal complex; post-mRNA release spliceosomal complex
Source: RefSeq, a predicted model, not a curated record
UGUCCGGUUUGAUCGUAUAUAGUUGUCUGACACAAAAGCGCAAAAGAAAGCUUCCUGAACGCUGCACCUCCGUUUCUCUCGCUUCCUCCGCCGUCGCAAAUCGCCGCCGCAAGCCGCCGCAGCGAGCCGCCGCCGCCACCGGAAAGUCGCCUUCUCUGCCGAUCUCCUCCUCCCCCUUUCUUCCAGCCAAGAGGCAACAUGUCGUCGCUCGCUGCGGCGAGAGCUGAUAACUUCUACUACCCGCCGGAAUGGAGCCCGAAGAAGGGUGGAUUGAACAAGUUCCACGGCCAGCAUGCGCUCAGGGAGCGGGCAAGGAAGCUCGAUCAGGGCAUCCUGAUAAUAAGAUUUGAGAUGCCUUUCAACAUUUGGUGUGGUGGAUGCAAUUCGAUGAUAGCGAAGGGAGUAAGGUUUAAUGCUGAGAAGAAACAAGUCGGAAAUUAUUACUCUACCAAGAUAUGGAGCUUCACCAUGAAAUCACCCUGUUGCAAGCAUGAAAUUGUCAUACAAACAGACCCAAAGAAUACUGAAUAUGUCAUAAUCAAGGGAGCCGAGAAGAAGACCGAAGAUUUUGAUGUUGAGGAUGCAGAGACACUGCUGCUGCCUGCAGAUGAAGAUCGAGACAAGCUAGCGGAUCCUAUGUAUCGGCUUGAACACCAGGAAGAGGAUCUUCAGAAGAAGAAAGAAGCUGAGCCAGUUUUAGUUCGCCUUCAACGACUCUCUGACAGCCGUCACUCUGAUGAUUAUGUGCUGAAUAAAGCACUCCGCGAUCGUCUUAGGAGCCAAAAAAAGAGGGUUGCAGAAGAGAAGUCGUCGGCAAGAAAGAUGGGCCUCGGAGUGCGGCUCUUGCCUCCCUCUGCAGAAGAUGCCGCCACGGCAGCUUCAGUGAAGUUUGCAUCAAAAUUUGAGAAGAGCAGAAAGGACAAGAGAGCAGCAAUCAAGGCUGCCUCCAUCUUCCCGGAGUCAUCAAGCUCAGCCUCAAAGGGCAAAUUGGACCUGGCACUGAAGAGGCGUAAUAUUAAAGCCAGCGCGGUCACCGCCCUGAUGGCAGGCAGGGUGAAGCCGUCCUCGUGGCGGAGUGCCGGUUCCGCGAGCUCAAGGACUCAGAUGCCAGUUCUUGCAGUACGCAAGUAGGCAGCUCGCGCUUUUCAGCUUAAGCUUGUGCGAUAUGGGCAUGUCCUAUUAGUUUUGCUGUAAAAGCUGUGCCUGAAGUUGUUGUCUUGCUUUAUUAUAUGAAUGAAUGGAAGGAAAUUGCUAUGGUUUUGGCUGCAUUCUGGAUUCCUAUUAGCGCUUUUUGGCUUCUAGCAGUGUGCUUUAAACUGGAUUUGCGUCUGUAUAUAUGAUUGUCGCCCUGUA